AUGAACCAGUAUUCAGUUAAGGCCAUAGAGAUCACCACACACCAGUCGACAAUGGAGGAACAGAAGGCCGAGUUUUACAAACUGCUGGAUGACCACAUUGCACAGCUUGACAAGAAGAAACAAGAAACAUUUUGCAUCACCCAAGAAACAUAUGAGAAAGCUGUGGAAGCUCUGCAGUUGGAUAAGGGUGUAAAGUGUGCAGCAGGCAGCCAUUUCAAGUUCUGGUGUGCUAAGCACUUCAAGCUCCAAAAGAUAGGGUCUAGGAGGAUUCUCUACUGCAAGAAAACAUCAUGCCCAGUCAUCACCAAGGAGGAGAUAUUUGACACAGUUAAACGCUGUCACACAAGAGUUGGUCACUCACGACGUGCAAAAACAUGGGAUGAGAUCAAGGCUAACUACUCAUGGAUUAGGCAUGACUUGGUAAAACUUUUCCUCAGCACUUGCCAUGAGUGUUCUACACGCAUCCCCCUCAAGAAACCUGCAUCGGGGAAGCCCAUCAUCUCCCUUGGAUUCCUGACCCGUGUCCAGAUUGACUUAAUCGACAUGACCAGCAGACCAGAUAGUGACUUCAAGUGGAUCCUCCAUAUGCGUGACCACUUCAGCAAGUUCAGCUGGACACACCCUUUGACAUCCAAGCGGUCUGGUGAAGUUGCAGAGAAGCUUGUCCAGACCUUUUGCUUGUUUGGCUGUCCUCAGAUUAUGCAGUCAGAUAAUGGGCGUGAAUUUGUGUCUGCUGUCAUCAACGACCUCUGCAAGGACUGGCCUGGUAUGAUCAUCCUUCAUGGGCGACCUCGUCAUCCUCAAUCACAGGGCUGUGUGGAGAGGGGGAAUGGAGAUCUGCAGCUUAAACUCGGCAAGUGGAUGGAGGAAAACCCGGACAGAGGCUGGGUCCAGGGUCUUCUUCGUGUCACAUAUGCAAUCAACACUUCUACUAGCUCAACAACCAGGAAGUCACCGUAUGAAGUCGUCUUUGGCCAGCCUCCUCGAACUGACUGUGCUGUACUGGAAAUACUGGAUGAGCAGGGCAUUCAAGAUGAGGAUGAUUUAACAGAUCUUUUCAUCCAGUUGGAGAGCAGACAAGUUGAAGAUCCCAUCAACCCACUGACAAACCAGACUACAAGUGAUUCUGCAGACAUCCAGACCACAUCCCAGCCAAGUGAUUCUUGCCAGGAGUACCAGCUUCUGGAUGGUGCAAAAAUAGUUGGAACUGGAACCAAAGUGUUUGGGAGGACCACAGUACAUGGUGAAACAGUUGAUUCCCAACAUCAGGGAGUAUUCCAGAUAACAACUGUGGAGGAUCCGGACUUCAUUCCAGCUGGAGGUAACCCAUUUGAUGAACCACUUUCUGUUGGCCAGUUCAUCGUUUGGGAUAUCACUCAAGCAGUUCCACUAGAGCCUGACACACCACACAGUAAGGUACGGAAAAUUGCAACAGACAACUAUCUGAAAGCAGCCAACAGACAGCAAGAAGAAUUGACAUAG
Molecule: messenger RNA, 1482 nt
Organism: Haliotis rubra (blacklip abalone)
Lineage: Eukaryota; Metazoa; Mollusca; Gastropoda; Lepetellida; Haliotidae
Product: KRAB-A domain-containing protein 2-like
Exons: 4
Coding region: 1-1482 (493 amino acids)
Biological process (GO): DNA integration
Molecular function (GO): nucleic acid binding
Source: RefSeq, a predicted model, not a curated record